GGCUGCCAUCUUCAUUUGCAGUAACUGGUAAAUAUGUUUGUCGUGCCGCAUACUUGAUAUAUUUAGUUCCUCUCUUUGAGAAGUUUAUGGUAAUGUCCACAUAACAGUGGUGAGAGUUUGUCUUGUAGUUGUAUUUGAGGCUAAACACGUAACUAGCUCUGUAACUUCGAUGCUAUUAGCUGAAAAGCCUCAAAUUAAGGUUGAUUGUACGGCCACGUUCAAGAUCCACGUUGAAGGACAGUUUGGAGUGAAUGGCGUUCCUUGCACACUUUUUGAUGGCCUAUUAUACCUGCGCUGCGCUUCCCCUCUGCAAGGCUCUGUGUCCUACCACAUGGAGUGUAUCCACUGAAACGACUUCAUAUGAGUGUCAUCUCGGAGGGGAGGAAAUCUACUUAAACAGAGAUGAAAUGCAGGAUUUCAGGUUACGAUGACUGGGGGUUUUCUUGCUUCCAUCUCGUAGAGUGUCUGUGUGCUUGUGACUGCAUGUGUGUGUGUGUGUGUGUGUGUGUGUGUGUGUGUGUGUGUGUGUGUGUGUGUGUCUCCCUCAGCGCUGAGCUGUGUCCUUGUCCCUGCCUCCUGGCAGCGAGGAGCCACCCAGCAGCCGGUCUGUGAUUGGGCAGGGGAGUGGGGUUCCUGACACAACGCGGUGCUGACUGCUCCAGGACGUGUUUCAACAGAUGGUCGAGGUUAGAGAGUGUCAUCACAUCGGAGAGAGGAUUAGAGGAGAGAGGUUGUCUUCCAGGAGCUGUGUGGUCCCCCCUAGUCUUCAACCCCAAAACCUCGGCACCAAGACACAAACCCCUCUAUGAGCGAGGGGAGACCCGGCGAAGAAACGCAAGAAGGAAACUCAAGAGAGGAAUCCUAGCCUUGCCUCUCACUUGGCUGGCACUCUGCUCUCCUGCCUUUCAGUCGACCACGGCUGCGAGAGCUGCACGGGUGUGAGUGAGUGGCCUGGCUGGACCUCUUCUCCCUCCCUCCAUCUCUCCAUUAAUCCUCCCAUCUACCCACCCCGUCUCUCGCCGUCUCGGGCACCAUGCUGAUGCAGUGGCUGGCUUGGUUGGCCCUGCUGUCUCUGGACUGGGCUCCAGGCUGCUGGGCCUUCACCACCACCAGGGCUCAGGGCCUGAGGGGUCGCAUCCAGAGAGACCGCAGAAACAUCCGGCCCAACAUUAUCCUCAUCAUAACUGACGACCAGGAUGUUGAAUUGGGUUCUCUACAGGUUAUGAAUAAAACCCGUAAGCUCAUGGAAGAUGGAGGCACAACUUUCACCAACGCCUUCGUCUCCACGCCCAUGUGCUGCCCGUCACGGUCCUCCAUGUUGACGGGCAAGUACGUCCACAACCACAACACCUACACCAACAACGAGAACUGCUCGUCGCCUUCCUGGCAAGCUCAGCACGAGCCACGCUCGUUCGCCGUCUACCUCAACAACACCGGCUACAGGACAGGCUUCUUCGGCAAAUACCUCAAUGAGUACAAUGGCAGCUACAUCCCACCUGGGUGGCGCGAAUGGCUUGGAUUGAUCAAAAAUUCCCGCUUCUAUAAUUACACUGUCUGUCGGAAUGGUUACAAGGAGAAACAUGGUGCCGAAUAUGCCAAGGACUAUUUCACAGAUCUGAUCACCAACGACAGCACCAACUUUUUCCGCAUGUCCAAACGCAUGUACCCCCACCGCCCUGUGAUGAUGGUGAUCAGUCACGCUGCUCCUCAUGGCCCAGAAGACUCGGCUCCACAGUACGCGGAGCACUUCCCAAAUGCUUCGCAGCACAUCACUCCAAGCUACAACUAUGCCCCAAAUAUGGACAAACACUGGAUCAUGCAGUACACUGGCCCCAUGAGACCCAUCCACAUGGAGUUCACCAACUUCCUCCACCGGAAGCGGUUGCAGACACUCAUGUCUGUGGAUGACUCAGUGCAGAAGGUGUUUGACAUGCUGGAGGAAACCGGAGAGCUAGAUAACACGUACGUCAUCUAUACAGCAGACCACGGCUACCACAUUGGUCAGUUUGGUUUAGUCAAGGGCAAGUCGAUGCCGUAUGACUUUGACAUCCGUGUGCCGUUCUUCCUGAGAGGACCCAACAUAGAGCCAGGGGCAGUAAACCCUCAUCUGGUGCUGAACAUCGACCUUGCUCCCACGAUUCUCCACAUUGCCGGGCUGGACACCCCUCCAGACAUGGAUGGAAAGUCCAUCCUUAAGCUGCUGGAACAGGAUAGGACUGGCAACAGAUUCAAACCCAACCGGAAACCCAAAGUCUGGAGGGACACAUUCCUGGUGGAGCGAGGAAAGAUCCUGAGGAAGAAGGAAGACUCAGUGACCACUCAGCACACCAACAGCCUUCCCAAGUACAAGAAGGUCAAAGAGACUUGCCAGCAGGCCGAAUUCCAGACACCCUGCGAACAGCCUGGACAGAAAUGGCAUUGUGUGGAGGAGAUCACAGGGAAGUGGAGGAUACAGAAGUGCAAAGGUGGUUCGAAGGAAGGCUCCAGGAAGAGGGCCCGCAGCCUGAAGCCCCGAAGCAGUUACGACAACAGAGAGCGGGGCUGUGAAUGUGGGGACGCUCUCCUCAAACCCUCCAGAAUGGAACGCCGUUCCCACCGGCAGUUAGCCGCCUCAUCAGGCCAGCGUUAUCGGCCACGCUUUGUCCACACCCGGCAGACCCGGUCUCUGUCUGUGGAGUUUGAAGGUCAGAUAUACGACAUUGACCUUCAAGCAGACGAUCAGUCAGCUGUCCGCCGCCGCGUCAUCUCAAAACGUCACUUCAACCCAGAGGACCCCGAGUUUCAUAUGGGCUCAGAUGACGGUUCAGAGGAAAUGCUGGCGGAUGAUACCAACGCUGUGGGAUACCCCAACUCUAUGAAAGUUACCCACAAGUGUUACAUCUUGAUGAAUGACAGUGUCCAUUGUGAAAGAGAAAUCUACCAGUCCUCCAGAGCCUGGAAAGACCAUAAGAGCUAUGUGGACCAGGAGAUUGAAGCACUUCAAGACAAAAUCAAAAACCUCCGGGAAGUAAGAGGCCACCUAAAGAGGAGGCGACCAGAGGAGUGCGACUGUGGAAAGAAGAGCUAUUUUAGCAAAGGAGGCAGAAAAAGGGCAGAGAGAUUGAAGAGCAGGAAUGAUCAACUCCAUCCGUUUAAGGAGGCAGCGCAGGAAAUAGACGGGAAGGCCCAGUUGUACAACGAGAUCCGGAGAAGGAAGAAGGAAAGGAAGGAGAAGAAGCGGCAGAGGAAAGGAGACGACUGCAGCAUGCCCGGCCUCACUUGCUUCACGCAUAACAAUGACCACUGGCAGACUGCUCCUAUCUGGACAUUGGGCGGAUUCUGCGCGUGCACCAGCUCCAACAACAACACCUACUGGUGCCUGAGAACCAUCAACGAGACCCACAACACGCUGUUCUGCGAGUUCUCCACUGGCUUCCUGGAGUACUUUGACCUCAACAGUGACCCCUACCAGCUGACCAACGCGGUGUACACGGUGGAUCGGGACGUGCUGAACUCUCUCCAUGCCCAGCUGAUGGAGAUGAGGAGUUGUCAAGGUUACAAGCAGUGUAACCCUCGCCCAAAAGGCUUAGACACAGCACACAGCCAAUAUGGGACGGACGACAGGGUUAAGCUGCCCAACUUGACAGACGAGGAGGUGAACUGGCAGGGACUGGAGGAUCUGUAUAGCAUAAACGAAAGCCUUUAUGAAUUUAGGCCCGACUGCAGCCCCAGCCCGGACAACUGGGUCAACUUCCAGAAGGAUGUAGAUAAUAUGUUUGCACUGCGACACGUUUUUAACAAAUUCAACCGAACCCUUGACGACUCCACCCUGCCAGAGCUGGGCUCCGGGGCCGGGGGUGGAGGCCUCGAAGAGGGCAGCGGAGAAGAGCUGGCCUCAGCCAGCGACGUCUGGCCGGGCCUGGCCGCGGAGGCUCGCCUCGCCACCCCCGCCCCCAGCAAAACGCCAUCAGCACCACCCACACCCUGGCCCACGCCGGAGAGGAAAUCUGUCAACGACCUUCCCGAGAGGCUUAUAAACAGACUUGCGAUGUCGGCAUCACCGGUGACGUUAAUACCAUCAGGUCCGAGAGGAGACGGGAUCUUCCAGAGCGACACGUGGGCGCAGCAGCUGGAGGAGAUAGAAGGAGGGAUGUUUAGCGGGAACGGACUGACGGAGCUGGAGACUCGACACGACAACCUGCUGCGUACUCACAACAGCCUGCAGGCCCAGCUGGAGCCCGGCCCGGGACACGGAGAGGCAACCAGCCCUCACGGUCUCGGCCUGGACCUCGAAGAAGAGGAGGACAUUUUCCAGGCCCAAGGCUACCUCCCUUUCUCCCCACAGACGUUGAGGCCCAAGGUGCAGGCCAGCACCACCGGGAGCCCCCCCACCACACAGACUAGCACCUCACAGAGUGUCGGGUUGGUACUAAAAGCGCUGCCUCAGUCAGCGCUGCCCCUCACCUUGGACUACGAGGGCAGCGGCUCUCUGCCUCUACCCUCCAAUCAGACCCUCUGAGGCAGACGCAUGCACCAGCCAGUGCUGGUCGCCAUAGAGACACAGUGAUUGGGAGAUGAGCUUGCCCAAGAGCAACGGCGAUUGAUGCCACCUCAGUCAGUCAGAGUUGUAUAAUGAGUAUUAAAUUUAUUGUUUAUUUUUUUACAGGUGCCUACAUUUAUUAGUAAACAGUGUUAUGUUUUUUUUUUUUUCAAAUAUAUAUUUAGAAAAGAAAAAGCCUUAAUGCAGCUAAACUUAAGUGUUGGGAUUAAAAAUAAUGAAAUCCAUACGGAUAACACCAUUGAUGUUUUUAAUAUAUGUUUUUAUGAAAAACAAGUGUGAGUGGUGAAACCAUUUCAACAUCUGAAUGAAUAGUUAGCAUUAGUCAGCUUUAGGUACGCUCCAGUCUUUAACCAACCUAUUAAUCAGUCACAGGACGCUUCAUCACAACACUCACCACAUAGAUAAAAGGUUCAAUUUGACCCCAAAUGCACUUUUGAACUUUUCCACAUGAUGACCCUGGAUAUGAAAUGUAUGUCCAUUUGUAUAAUUAGAUUUUAUGAACUGAUUAUUUCUACUGACUACUCUUAAAAACUAAGACUGGCUUGUCACUUCUGAAAAAGUUACAGACUCAACAUAAAUACACAUCUGUUUAAAAAUAGUUAAAUGUGCUAAAUGGGAACAAUUUUAGCAUUUGUUUUACUUCCUUACCGUAUGGCAUUAAUAGUAUCAGAAAGUUUAGACAAUCAUGGGACCGUUAACUAAUAUACUGACAGCUUGAGCUCACCAUUUACUGAGUAGUUGCACGUUUUGUCACUAUUCACAGCAUUUUAAGUAAACUUAUCCUUACUAAUCACAAUCACCACCAGGGGGUUAGAACAAGUUCAUUGUGUAACUUUGUCUUUUGGAAAUGUCACCGAUUCCUCAUGUGGUGUAGAGCUUUUGAAAAUCCUGAGUAAUAGUGUUGCACAUGGCCAAUUCAUGUCGAAUGUCACCGUGUUAGUCCCUUAAAGCAGGUUAUGACAGCACACUCUGUUACAGCUUUAUCUUUGACAGUAUAGUCAGUAAAAUACUCUGCAAACAUUGCAUAAGGUAUUCCAGUGUUUAACCUUUCUGCCUGUAGUUCAUCGAUUGUACCUUUCUGGUUAGAAACUGGUGCUGAUGCUGUCCUUUUCUUUCUCGACAGUUGUGUGUACAAGUGUUUGAACAACUCUGGUUUCAGGAAAGCCAUGAAGCUGUUAUGAAAUAAACCCUUUCAACCUUC
This is a messenger RNA of Sebastes umbrosus (honeycomb rockfish), 5741 nucleotides long. RefSeq names its product sulfatase 1 (gene sulf1). Gene Ontology annotation, cellular component: plasma membrane; Golgi apparatus; endoplasmic reticulum. The record is from RefSeq and is a predicted model, not a curated record. Bases 1034 to 4498 code for a protein of 1154 amino acids. Gene Ontology annotation, molecular function: calcium ion binding; glycosaminoglycan binding; N-acetylglucosamine-6-sulfatase activity. Lineage: Eukaryota; Metazoa; Chordata; Actinopteri; Perciformes; Sebastidae. The transcript is spliced from 22 exons.